Messenger RNA from Closterium sp. NIES-65, 783 nucleotides. The record is from the annotation of a GenBank genome assembly. Lineage: Eukaryota; Viridiplantae; Streptophyta; Zygnematophyceae; Desmidiales; Closteriaceae.
AUGACCAGGCCUCCCCACGUCCACUGGGCUGUUGGCGGUGCUCAAGCGAGUGCCCGUCUUCUUCCUCCUUGCCCCUUCUCUGGCGGCGCCCCUCUGGCGAACGGGACCCGCUGUUGUCCCUCCUCCCUCCCUGCCUGGUCCGCUCCUGCCCGCGCGUCGCGCUGCCGCGCUCCACUGACAGCCUCCAGCGCUGCUCCUGCGGCCACUGCUCCGCCCGGUCUCUCCUCCCUGGGCGCCCAUAUGUCUCUGGAGCGCGCGGCUCAUCCUCCCACCGAUUCCUGCGUGCCUGCUGCCGCUCCAGCGGCUACCCGCCGUCGCCACUCCAAUCUCCCCGCUCUCCCCAUCGGUCAUGCGCCCUGGAAUCCCCUCCACGUCCGUCUCCACGCUGCUGCUCUCUUUCUGGCGCGUGGAUCCGCUCCGCCCUUCCCGCGCCCCGCUGCCUUUGUCUCCGCGUCUCGCGCUCCCUCUCAUCUUGGGCUAUCCGCUCCUGCUGAAGCGCGUCCUUGGCGCGCUGCUCUUCCCCACUGCUGGCCUCGCGGCCGUGCUAUCCCUCCGCCUGGCUCGCGCCAAUGUUCUCGUCCGCCUGUGCGUCGCUCCCUCCACCACUGGCCCCGCGCCGUCCGGUGUGCCCUCCGUGCGGUCGUCGCCGCGGGCAUCUCCUUCUCGUUCCCGGGGAAAUUCCCCGAAGCCCUGCCAACGGCCGCGGUCGUCACGGCGCCGUCCUCGCCCCUCUUGGGAGCGGAACCUCCCUUCCUCGCAGCGCCCGUCGCUGCUUCCUCUUGA